This is a messenger RNA of Coregonus clupeaformis (lake whitefish), 596 nucleotides long. Its product is annotated as puratrophin-1-like. The record is from RefSeq and is a predicted model, not a curated record. NCBI's taxonomy places the organism in Eukaryota, Metazoa, Chordata, Actinopteri, Salmoniformes, Salmonidae. The annotation marks the transcript as partial. The transcript is spliced from 3 exons.
GAAAAGUUGUAUUGGACUAAAGAACUACUGUACUGUCUUCUAACGGAGCCUGCCUAUAUCUGUGCUGCUGGAAGUCUAAAGGACCAUCUCUCUCUGUGUGUCUGUGUCCCUCCAGAGAUGCCGUAGAGGUUGUGGGUGGUCUGUAUGAUCAGGUGGAUGAGCUGGUUCACAGGCUGGUGAUGCUGUCCAACCAACGCACUCAGGAACUGGACUUUAUCAUGGAGUUCAAGAGUCUGGAGCAGGGAUUCAAGGAGGUGACUGACUGGAUUGAGGAGGUAGGGGAGAGUCGUCUGAGUACUCUAGCAGAGCUGGAAGAUUCUCUGGAGCAGCUGCACAGCAAACAGACCCUCUUCAGAGACUUCUACACUGCUGCUUACGAGCACUGUAAGGGAGGCGAGGCGCUGCUGAAGCGUCUAGAGCGCUGGGAAGAUGUGUCGUCAGCCGAGCUGCAGGUGUACGAGGUCAAAGUUCGAUCCUUCUGGGUCCACCUGAACGACUUCUCCCAGAGGGUAGAAGACACCAAGACCAACAUCGACAAGACCGUACGUCUCUAUGAGUUCUUCGACAAGGUAAGAGGAACAACUAUCUCUUUCUCU